AUGGGGAAAGAUCCAAGGAAGCCGAGGGGCAAGAUGUCCUCCUAUGCCUACUUUGUCCAGACCUGUCGGGAGGAGCACAAGAAGAAACACCCAGAAGCUUCCGUCAACUUCUCAGAGUUCUCCAAGAAGUGCUCUGAGAGAUGGAAGGUAAGUAUGGAACACAUCUCAGCUGUGACUGACUGGCACCCUAUUCCCUAUAUAGUACACUGCUUUUGACCAGCGCCCCUAUGGGCCCUGGUUGAAAGUAGUGCACUAAAUAAGGACUGGGUGCCAUUUGGGAGCCAACCCCCUUUAGUUGACACUGUCCUGUACCAAUAUCAAUCCCUUGAUAGCUGUCUGUGGUACAAGAUAGUUUCAAAUGAAUGGUGUCACAGCUAAGUUGUUCCAUACUUAUCUGCCACCCCUUGUGUAUCAUUCUCUUGUAAACGUUGUCUCCCUCUACCACUGUGUGUCUGACCAGUGUUUUCUACAUGUACUUAAACACCUUCUUCAUGUUGUUGUUUUUCUUCUCGUCUCAGACCAUGUCCGCCAAGGAGAAGGGGAAGUUUGAGGAUCUGGCCAAGCUGGACAAGGUGCGCUAUGAGAGGGAGAUGAGGAGCUACAUUCCUCCCAAGGGAGAGAAGAAGAAGAAGUUCAAGGACCCCAACGCCCCCAAGAGACCAUCGUGAGUACUGCCUGACAGAAAAAGACAGUCAUCCCCCAUGGAAUGUAGAGAAGAUGUCUACCAAGUCACAUUAUGAACCAUCUAUAUGCCUAAAACAAUGACAUAUGAUUUGAAUUACAUUGUUCACGACAUGCUACGAACAAUCACCACUAACACUACAAUAAAAUCAUUAUCCCAUGUUGGCAACAACAACAACACCCAUGAAGACAUCUAACCUCAUCACAUCCGUACCAGUUGCCCACACAUUCAUGAACCAAACAACGCCAAAGAUUCUCGUCCCACCACCAUCUCAUGCGCUACCACCACCUCCCUGCCACCAGUCGCACCCGCCAACCAGUCGCCUCCGUCACACCAGCGCCCCUCCACCAUCUCCCCCCACCACGCCUCCUCACCAUCUGCUCCCGACCACCAUCUCCCCUCCACCAUCCUCCACACCAUCCGCCCUCCACUCUCUCCCACCACCAUCUCUGCUCCUGCCACCAUCCGCCGCUCCACCAUCUCUCCUUCCACCAUCUCUCUCCUACCACCAUCUCUCUCCUUCCACCAUCUCUCUCCUUCCACCAUCUCUCCCCUUCCACCAUCUCUCUCCUACCACCAUCUCUCUCCUUCCACCAUCUCUCCCCUUCCACCAUCUCUCUCCUUCCACCAUCUCUCUCCUUCUACCAUCUCUCUCCUUCCACCAUCUCUCCCUUCCACCAUCUCUCUCCUACCACCAUCUCCCCCCUCCUUCCUUGUCCCUCUCCCAUCCUCCAGGUCUGCGUUCUUCAUCUUCUGCGCUGACCUCCGACCCCAGGUGAAGGGGGAGACCCCGGGCCUGUCUAUCGGUGAUGUGGCCAAGAAGCUGGGAGAGAAGUGGAACAACCUAACGGCGGAGGACAAGGUGCCCUAUGAGAAGAAGGCUGCCAAGCUGAAGGAGAAGUACGAGAAGGUAAAACAAAUAAACGUCAACCCUUUUGUUCCUUUAUGAAUUUGGAGGAGCUGUAACACAGUGCAGUCAGACGGGGGGGGCGACGGGUGUAUUCAGAGGGCUGAGUCUAAUUUGGACUUUCUUGUAGUUCAUGUCAAUAGUGUGACAAUUGAAGUUAGACUUGUGGAUUUCAACAUGGGACCAACAGUAAAUUCUACAGUUUGGUUAGAAAUACCUUACAUGUUAACAGUCAAAAUAUCUAUUACUAAAACCAGGGGUGUAAUUGUUUUACAACGUAAACUAGCGUUUCUAUUGGACAGAUUCAGGUAGGUCCCUCCGUUUGCUGAUCCUGUCCAAUAGAAAUGCUAGUUUUCGUUCUAAAAUAGAAAAUGUUGCAACUGUUUGGAGUAAUGAUUACACCCCAGUCAUCUGAAACACUAGCCAAGUGUCAUUCAGAGCAACAGUUCAACAAAAAUCUCUCCUCCGCUUCCUUGUUCUCAGGACAUCACUGCGUACCGCAACAAGGGUAAGGUGCCCGUCAGCAUGCCAGCGAAGGCCGCCGCACCCGCCAAGGACGACGAAGACAGUGAUGAUGAUGAUGAGGAUGAUGAAGAUGAUGAUGAUGAUGAUGAGGAUGAUGACGAGUAG
Molecule: messenger RNA, 2219 nt
Organism: Coregonus sp. 'balchen'
Lineage: Eukaryota; Metazoa; Chordata; Actinopteri; Salmoniformes; Salmonidae
Source: the annotation of a GenBank genome assembly